Lepus europaeus (European hare) is the source of this 2901-nucleotide messenger RNA. RefSeq names its product ciliogenesis associated TTC17 interacting protein (gene CATIP). The record is from RefSeq and is a predicted model, not a curated record. NCBI's taxonomy places the organism in Eukaryota, Metazoa, Chordata, Mammalia, Lagomorpha, Leporidae. Gene Ontology annotation, biological process: actin filament polymerization; cilium organization.
AUGUCCUCCAAAGCUCUCCUCACAGGUGGCGUCAGAACCAAGGAGUACAGGCUCGCCGGCCAGGAGGGGCCGCCCCUGCCACAGGCCAAUGCUGAGGCCAUCAACUUCCUCAACUCUCUCGGGCUGGAGGAGCUGCAGCUGCUGCUCUUCUCGGAGACCCUGGCCAUGGUCACGGACACGGGGGAGCCGCAGGGAGAGCUGACCAUUGAGGUGCAGAGAGGGAGGUACAAAGACCAGCAGGGGAUCCUGUCCAAGUGCAUCCUGGUGCACGCCUCCAGCCACGGCUUCCUGGACAAGAUGCUCUGUGGAAACUCCCUCCUGGGCUAUCUCUCGUGGAAACUGGAGCCCGUGGAACAGCACAGCCACGAGUUCAUCAAGUACCUCAUCCUCCCCAUGGAGCGAACGACCAACCUGCUGAAGCAGGAGGAGCAGCUGACCAUGACCAGAAGUGUCAAGGAGGGUGAGGAAGUGAAGUCGGGGGUGACCAUUUUCCCCUGGGCCUCAAUCGAGGGCUUCGUCUCCGAGGCCGCCAACCUGGUGCUGUUGCGGGCGAUGGCACGGCGGCAGAACGUGCCCAGCAAUGCCCGCUUCCUGGCCUUGGACACCGAUGGCAAACUCUGCUAUUCCACCUACCAAGCCCUCGGCUUCCAGACAAUCCAGGUGGGCCGGCAGCAGGCCCCCGUGUUCAUCGUGGAGCAGACGGUGCACUCGGAAGAGGGCAUCCCCAUGUCCUGGCAGUUCUAUCUGCUCUCCGAUGGGCACCUGGCCAAGAGAGUCCAGAUCGGCUCCGCCGGCUGCUGCAUCAUCACCAAGAUGCCCAUCUUGAGGGAGGAGGACGAAAUCGAGCCUCCGCCCGUGUUCGAAAAGAAGCCCCUGGUGUGGGAGGACGACUUGGAGCUCCACUCCAAGUUCCUGCACCGCAAGGAGGAGCUGCGGACCAGCCACAGCGCCUACCUGCGGCAGCACCCCGACGCCCGGGCGCUGCUCUCCGACUUCCUGCUCUUCCUGCUGCUGCGCCAGCCCCGCGACGUGGUCACCUUCGCUGCCGAGUUCUUCGGCCCCUUCGACCCGCGCCGCCCGCCCGGGCCCGCCCUCCGCUCCUCGCACCGGCCCAGCCCCUUCCGCUCGCUGGACCCCGAGCCCGGCGCCGGCGGCACGGGGGCGGACUAGGCGGGGGCGGCUCUUGUCUGGGGCUAACAAUAGGAACAGCAUUUCUUUCUAGACGCUUGUGUCAUCAUUAUCCCCAUUUUAUAGAUAGGAAAAUAGAGUCCCAGAAAGGUAUAGAAACACAGGACAGCUGGCCACGCCGAGCUGUCCUCACCCCCAGCUCCCCCAAAAAGAACCCAUGACGGGAUGGGGGCUGUGGGAGAGGGGACGUGGACCACCACGGGCCUUGCCCUUUGCCUCGGGUGCCUCCCAAGUCUCCAACUCUCAUGCUCCGCCUCUCCCACAAACAGGAACUCCCCCCAAACAUUGGGGGCCCCCAGGGGCUCCUGGUUGGAGCAGAUCCGUUCCGAACAGCGGCUGUUUCCACCGGGCUGGAUGCGGGCUCAGCCCCAAAGAGUAGAUGAGCUCGUGGGCAGAGGGGCGCAGGCGCCCCUCUCCCCCAUUCCUCCACGGGACCUCUGCGGGACGAGGGACCCGGGAGGAGCCGUGCGCGCGUGCGCGAGGGGACCCAGGCGCGGAUGCCCGCAAGGGUGAUGCGCUUAGGGGCCGUGGGCGCGCAGAGCCCCGAAGAAGUUUUAAAUUUUUCCUGUUGCCCCCUCCCUGUUUCAAAGAAAAACGCGUAUUAGAGAAAACUGAGAAAAGCGAGGUAAAGCAAGAGAAGGAAGCGAAAUCCUGUCGGUCUCGCUGCCUGGAGGCAGCCAGCACAGGGGCCACCUCCCUGGGCCACCCCGCCCUGUGCCCGGAAGCAGUGGGGUGGUCCAGCCGGUGCUUUGUCCAACGCCUUUCUGUGGAUCGCCUUGGUCUUUGCAGCUCCAGGAAGCCUUGGUUCUUAGCCGCCGAAAUGAAAGGCUCGCUGCUCCUCCGGGGCUGAUUGCUUUCUCCUGAUUGCUUUCUCCGUUACAUUCUGGAAAGCUUCCAGACCCUGGGUUCCCUAGAUUUUACCCCAGUUCUCUGUAUUUUGUAACUUCUUCUACGGGUAACCGGCUGUGUUUAUCUAACAAUAUGUUUUAAAAAUAUUUCCAUAUCAUUACACAGUCGUCCAUUUUUCAUGACUGUACAUUAACUUAACCAAUCUCCCCUGUUAGGAACAAUGACACAUUUACCAUCCUUGUGGCUGAAUCUUGGCAUCUAUCAACCACUAUUUCCUCAGGGAUACAUUCUGACAAGGGGGAUUGUUAAAUUGAUUUUAAGACUUUUGUGUUAUGUUACCAGAUUGCCAAAUUCAAUGUGCAUAAGAUUUUUACUAAGGGUCAGAUAAAGAAUUCCUGGCAGAAGCAAUGUUGCAAGCAAGGAAAGAAGUGGAGGCCGUGGCACAGGCUCAUGGUCUGGAGCAGCAGUGUCCAGCUGUGGUGAUGGAAAUUUGACAUCUGUGAUGUCCGGUAUGGUAGGCACCCACAUGCGUGGGCACUGAGCACUUAAGAUGUGGUAAGAGGCCGGUGUUGUGGUGUAGCGGGUAAAGCCACCGCCUGCAGUGCUGGCAUCCCAUAUGGCAGCAUUCUAGUCUGGGCUGCUCCACUUCUGAUCCAGCUCCCUGCUAAUGCGCCUGGGAAAGCAGUGGAGGAUGGCCUAUGUGCUUGAGCCCCUGCACCUGUGUGGAAGACCCAGAAGAAACUCCUGACUGCUGGCUUUGGAUCAGCCCAGCUCUGGCCAUUGUGGCCAUUUAGAGAGUGAAACAGCAGAUGGAAAAGCUUGCUCUCUCUCUCUCUCUCUCUCUCUCUCUCUCUGCCUCUCUGU